UUCAGUUUGAAACCGGAGCUCAUCCAAGUCAGCUCACCAGCAGUAAGCCUCCACCGUAGUGUGUACGCGUGUGUGUGUUUUUGGAAGCUCGUACGAAACGUUUUGCGCAACAAACAAUGCGCAAAAUGCAUCGCUCGUUCGUCAAUGUGCUGCAGCUGGUGCUGCUAGUGGCGGUAAUGGUGUUACUAAGUGAUUUAUCAAGCGUUUCCGGCGCUUCUAGCAAUCCGCUAGCCGAUGACGAGGAGGUGACAAACGCUACGAUGGGUAUUGUGGAAAGUGUAUCCACUGCCCGUGCCGCUAUGGAACGCUUCAAGCAGAGCGUCCCAAGUGUGGACUAUCUGCAGCUGGCCACAGCCGGGCUGCAGGAAUAUGUGGCCAAUGUUACUGGGAGGUUCGAGGCAACGUUUAAAGACUUCACCACGCGUGAGCUUGAAUCGGUGCAGCACGCACUGAUCGAAACGAUCCGCUACCUGAACGGGUACGAGUCCGUCAACUCGAUCUCGAUGCUGCAAAACCUCGACUACAGCAUGUACAACCACAACCUGCUGCGCUCGAUCAACAGUGAUUUGCGGAUCGCAUCGAUCAGUCUGUCGGAGGCGUUGUUCGAGCAGCGCGACGUGAGCGUCGCGGUGGAUGACAUCUUUGCCGCAACGGAUAAGCUGCAGGAAAAUGUGAUCCGACUGGCGGACGUUAUAGAGAAAGGGGAGGCUUGGACGGUGGAAACGAAUGCACGGGCCCUGGCCGCCCAGCAAGGGUUCAACGAAUCGAUCGACCAGUACCUGAACGGGUCACUGACGCAGGUGGAAGAUAUCGUAACGGCGCUGGAUGAUUUGCGCACCUACGAGGAGGAUAUGUACCGGCGGUUUAAGGAGAAGAUCUCGAUCACCUUCCCAAAAUCCACCACCAACUACUUUAUCGCGCUGAAGAAAGCGCUCGAAAAUACGAUCCAGAAGAUACGCAUCAACUUCGAGAAUCUGAAGCUCUACAAGCACCGAGACAUUGAGCAGUGGCAGUCGCGUGGUUCCAUCACCGCCCCAAUCGGUUACAUGACGCAGGUUGCGGUGCAGGUCGCAUCCGAUCCGAUGCUCUCGAACGAUUGCACCGAGUCGUACAUCGACAAGGUGCUCACAUUCCCGAACUUUACGCUCGCCCACGUGAACGGUUGCCUGGCGGAGCAGACGGCAAGCGAGGAGAAAACGUUCGCGAUCAUCGCGCAACUGCUCGACACGUACGUGGUCGGGGCGAUCAAUGCGUCGUACGGUGCGUUUGACAUCUGCUUCCGGUAUGCGCCGCGCAAGCUCAACCAGUGUUUGGAGUUGAACGGUUACGAAAACAAUUGGGCUAAUGGAAGAAUCUAUAAUGCGGCCAAACAGGUGGAAUCGUUGGUGGAUGGUGAGAUACAGCACAACUUCAAUGCAUGUGUAGCGCAGAACGGGUACUUUCUGAAUUAUCACAACAUUCAGGAGAUGUGCAUCUACAGCAAGAAACGAACGCGCUAUCGUAAUCGGUGGACAAAGAAGUAG
Messenger RNA from Anopheles merus, 1523 nucleotides. RefSeq lists its product as uncharacterized. The transcript has 2 exons. The record is from RefSeq and is a predicted model, not a curated record. Bases 117 to 1523 code for a protein of 468 amino acids. Lineage: Eukaryota; Metazoa; Arthropoda; Insecta; Diptera; Culicidae.